AUGGCACCGAAGGCAGAGAAGAAGCCGGCCGAGAAGAAGCCCGCCGCCGAGAAAGCUCCGGCGGAGAAGAAGCCAAAGGCGGGGAAAAAGCUCCCAAAGGAGGGCGCGGCUGCCGCCGGAGACAAAAAGAAGAAGCGCACGAAGAAGAGUGUAGAAACUUACAAGAUCUACAUCUUCAAGGUGCUGAAGCAGGUUCAUCCUGACAUCGGGAUCUCGAGCAAGGCUAUGGGGAUUAUGAACAGCUUUAUCAAUGAUAUUUUUGAGAAAUUGGCUCAGGAGGCGUCUAGGCUUGCAAGGUACAACAAAAAACCUACGAUUACUUCUCGGGAGAUUCAGACUGCCGUCCGAUUGGUUCUUCCCGGAGAACUGGCAAAACACGCCGUGUCUGAGGGUACAAAGGCUGUUACUAAAUUCACUAGCUCUUGA
Fraxinus pennsylvanica is the source of this 426-nucleotide messenger RNA. Lineage: Eukaryota; Viridiplantae; Streptophyta; Magnoliopsida; Lamiales; Oleaceae. The record is from the annotation of a GenBank genome assembly.